ACCAUCUCUAGACUCUAUUGAUCAUCUCAUCUCACUACAUCCUAUUCCCUGCGAAUUAUUUCCCAACUUGACUUGAAAUAGUUUCAGAUGGAAAACUGACACGUAUCGCCUGCCUGUGUGAACAAGGCCGUCAGCAACCUCUCUUUUUACAGUAUUGUUUGUCAGGCAGGUGCAUUUCUAAUUCUUAUUAGGCAGGUGCACUCCUUGUUCUCAUCAGGCAGGUGCACAUCUAGUUCUUAUCUUUUCAAUGGCCGCCGCCAUAACCAGCUAGGUGUUCAGCCCAAUCCGAUCCUUGACAAUGUCUCGACCGCGUACUCGCAAAUUAUGGUGUGCUGUCCCUGGCAACCUUAUGCAGCCAUUCUCUAUAGAGUGUGUUGCAGACCAAGACGAUAUUGAAACACUCAUGAAGAAGAUAUGGGAAGAGAUAAAAGAAAGAAUCAAGGAUACUGCACCUCACUACAGCAAUCUCACUCUCUACAGCCCUGUGGUGCAACUCAAUCAUGAAGAGGAGUUUAGGAUUGAUAAUGGUGAAUUCCUACAUCCACGCCGAAUGAUUACAUCACUCUUCCCCGAAAGCAAGGAUUCAGAUGUGGAUAUCGUUGUUGUUGUGAGCGGGGAUACCACUACACGGAAACAGAAGCGCUCUGAACCACAAAGUGCGAAUAUACAUUGGACAAAUCCCAUCACAGAGAAUCUAUUGAUAUGCCCUCGAGAGCGUACAGUAUCAAAACUUGCGAUCAUUCUGGAUGAAGUGAACAUAGUCCAUGUGCGUGGAACACCAGCCAGUGGCAAAACAUGUCUCCCGGAACUUUUGAGAGACCACUAUCUUAAAGAAGGAAGAAAGGUUUCUUUGAUCAAGAAAUGGGAAACACUUCAUUACAAGAAUCCUUGGAGCAGUCUUAUCGAGCUUGUUGAAAAAUGGAAUGAGGGACUGGAAGGUGCCCCCAUCACUAAUUCCACCAUGACUUCAUUGCAACCAGAACAAGAUUUCUCUUGGGUUUUGACAUCGAACACUGUGGUUCUUGUGGAUGAGGCACAGGUGGCCUACAAUGAUACUGCACUCUGGAACACAAUCACCAAAGAAAAACGAAGUCUUACCUGUUUAUAUAAUUUUCGACUAUGUCUUUUCUGCUCUUAUGGCAGCCCGAGAACAGGCCCAGAUCAAACAUUCUUCACUCCAGUUACCCUUUUUGAUGGACAACGUAUCUCAUUGACACCGCAAAACCAGUCACGCUCACCAAAUAUUGGUCUAUUCUAUGACAAAGAAGAGUUCAAGGAUGUUGAUUCACGGUUACUUACAUACAAAUAUUCAGAAAGGUUCACUUUUGAUGAAGAUGCCCAAGACUACAUAUUUGCAUUGACAAACGGCCAUCCAGGAGUGGUGGAAUCCAUAGUCAAUGUACUUUUCCAGGUCUAUCGCCAUGACAUCAAGCAUAGGCAUAAUAGGACCCUCACAGAAGAUCAUGUCAUCUGGUUUCUGGAGGAUACCGCUACAGUCUUUCAAAAUCUUAGCAAAGAGUCAGUUAAUCACUCUUUUCCAGUUAUAGAGAGAUGCACAAGUGGAAUUUCAAACAUAUUGAACACAAUUACAGAAGAUGGAAAUAUUCUAUUUGAUCUCAAUGAUGCAGACAUCAGGUUCUGUUAUCAGAAUGGUUGGAUUCACAGGGUAGCCCUAGAUGGUGAAAAUAUUGCAGUUCUGCCAUCGCGCUUACAUGAAAAGUAAUUCUUCUCAUAUGCCCCUAUUGUUUUGAACUGACCAUAUUAGGUACAUUGAAUACUCGAUUGGCACAAUGUCAAAACCCCUGCCUGCCAGAUUCGACUCGCUACAGAAAUCAUGCAAAGAGAUUCUCUGCAAAUUCUCCAUCAUGAACUUGAGGCACUCAGUUGAGGGCAAAAAAAUGUCAACUGCAUCACAACCCAGACCUAUGGAAGCCCAGUAUCAAGCUGAAUUCUACAGGGGGUUUGUCCAUACAGCAGGGCGAGGUGGACCGAUAUCCACUGAAUGGUCAAGAACCAAGGAUGGUCGAGUGGAUUUCUAUAUCCCAGAAAAGAAAUGGGCCAUUGAAUUGUUGAUAGAUCAUUUUGAAGUCAAUGAACAUAUCUCUCGAUUCAAGGACGGUGG
Messenger RNA from Aspergillus ruber CBS 135680, 2122 nucleotides. Its product is annotated as crinkler effector domain-containing protein. The coding region runs from base 299 to 1723 and encodes 474 amino acids. Lineage: Eukaryota; Fungi; Ascomycota; Eurotiomycetes; Eurotiales; Aspergillaceae. The transcript is spliced from 3 exons. The record is from RefSeq and is a predicted model, not a curated record.